This is a messenger RNA of Eurytemora carolleeae, 448 nucleotides long. It is a transcript of the gene Sec61beta, whose product is annotated as protein transport protein Sec61 subunit beta. The coding region runs from base 102 to 383 and encodes 93 amino acids. Gene Ontology annotation, biological process: intracellular protein transport. Gene Ontology annotation, cellular component: Sec61 translocon complex. Lineage: Eukaryota; Metazoa; Arthropoda; Copepoda; Calanoida; Temoridae. The record is from RefSeq and is a predicted model, not a curated record. The transcript has 4 exons.
AGAGCGUGGGAUGAGUGACACGUCUGACGUUGAACUUGCAGACGGUAUCCGAAGGAAAACACUGACAUUACAUCUUCUAUAGUGAACACAUCAGAGUCAGAAUGCCAGGACCUGCUGCAAGUAAUACAAAUGUUGGGGCUGGUUCCCCACGAACAGGUUCUUCUCCUCGGGCAGGAGGUGGAGGUGCCGUUAGACAGAGGAAGGGUGCAUCUACCACUACUACAACUAGGGCUGGAGGUACUAGCAGUGGAGGCAUGUGGAGGUUCUACACUGACGAUUCUCCAGGAGUUAAGGUUGGACCAGUCCCUGUUUUGGUGAUGUCCUUACUGUUUAUUGCCUGUGUAUUUAUGCUGCAUAUUUGGGGCAAAUAUAACCGUGCUUAAACCUAUAAUUAUGGAGUUCUGAUAUUCAUUAUGUAAACGAUGUAAAUAUAUUUUUGUUACUUUUU